AUGUCUUCACCCUGGGUCCUCCUCGACAACAACCCCAACACCACCAGCAUCUUCACAGCCGGAGGCCAACUCUACCAACUCCAUUCCAACGGCAACAUCUACCAAUGGAAGGGCGAAAGAGACUGGGAUCUUCUCGAUUCCAACCCGAAUACCGUUCAGAUCACCGCGGGAGACGGUCUUCUCUUCCAGCGACACAAUAACGGGGCUAUAUACCGCUGGAAAGGCGUGCCUUAUUCUUGGGAAUUGAUUGACAAUAACGCAAACACGGUGCAGAUUGCAGCUGGUGAUAAUAAGCUAUAUCAAAGGCAUGCGAAUGAGUUGAUUUAUCGAUGGAAGGGAAAUGCGUAUGACUGGGAGUUGUUGGAUGGGAAUCCAGGCACGGUCAAUAUAGUCGUGAGUGACAAUGGGACGAUUUACCAGCAACACAACGAUGGGGGAAUCUGGGUUUUUGAAGGAGGGACCUGGGAGAAUCUGGAUAAUAAUGCAAACACGGUCGAGGUUGUUGCUGGUGAUGGCCAUGUGUAUCAGCGUCAUGCAGAUGGGGGUGUGUAUAGAUACUCCAGCCAGCUUCAGCAGUGGGAAUUGUUGGGUUCGAAUCCGGCCACGAUCGGACUGGCUGCUGGUGGGAAUACGCUGUACCAGCGUCAUUCAGAUCGGAUUUAUCGGUCUACUGGAGGUGGUUUGGAAGAGGUUGACCAUUCGACUGGGUCCGCAAUCGUGCAGAUUGUGGCGGAUUGGUCGAUUCUGUAUCAGCUUCAUGCGGAUGGAUCCAUUUGGAGACGCGUUUUCUAG
Messenger RNA from Aspergillus wentii DTO 134E9, 792 nucleotides. RefSeq lists its product as uncharacterized. The coding region runs from base 1 to 792 and encodes 263 amino acids. The record is from RefSeq and is a predicted model, not a curated record. The transcript has a single exon. Lineage: Eukaryota; Fungi; Ascomycota; Eurotiomycetes; Eurotiales; Aspergillaceae.